This is a messenger RNA of Chlamydomonas reinhardtii, 1384 nucleotides long. RefSeq lists its product as uncharacterized. Gene Ontology annotation, cellular component: mitochondrion. The transcript has 7 exons. The coding region runs from base 108 to 710 and encodes 200 amino acids. NCBI's taxonomy places the organism in Eukaryota, Viridiplantae, Chlorophyta, Chlorophyceae, Chlamydomonadales, Chlamydomonadaceae. Gene Ontology annotation, molecular function: holocytochrome-c synthase activity. The record is from RefSeq and is a predicted model, not a curated record.
GAGGGGCUCGCUCAGGGCGGCGCGGGAGGAGUUGGGCUGGUGCAGGUCGUACUGCGGGCGAGCCCAUGUAGUCCGAGACUUCGGGGUUAAGGCAAGUAACGAGCUGUAUGCCGGCAGCCCAGUCUGUUGCGCAGGUCCCUCACCAGCUGUGCACGGAGCCUGUGCCCGCCUGCUUUGGUGGAGAUGGCGCCGGCAAUGUGCGCGUGUCCACCGCAAACCUGCGUCUGGAGCUGCGGCAGGAGGAGGAGCAGCAGCAGCUGCGCGGAUGGGCGUGGAGGUGCCCAUCAAGCAGCGAGGGUGCGGGCAGACGGGAACGGGCGGCGGGUGCAGGAGGAGGUGCCUGUAGGGCGGCCGACAGGCCUGAAGGAGGGAAGGCGCAGCAGGAGGACGUUCGACAGCGGAAGCCGGCAGGCAUGAACGAGGCGACGUGGCAGCGGGUGGCGCAGUGGGAGAUGCUGCACCGCGGCGAAUGCGACACGCCAACAGUACUGCGCUUCCAGGCCAAGCCGCACGACCUCAGCCGCUGGGCGCGCGAGGUCAUCCGGCUCGCGGCAACCUGGCCGACCAGGACGCGCCGGCGGCCCGCCCGCACUUGCAACCGCGCCAUUUGGCCGAGCCUCCGGCCGCUGAGCGAGCUGCGAGGAGUGCCGGGCGCAAUGGCGCAGGCGGCGGCGUUUGGCGGCCAGCAGGCGGCCAGCGGCAGCUCGUGAGGGUGGCGCUGUUGGACUGGGGUGAAAGGGCGUAAGGUGCUAUAGGCUUCUGGUGCCCGUUGCAUCUAGACUCAAGGCGUGGGCAAGACAGAUGUCCCUGCAGAAGUGGUAGAGCGCACGCAGCAGCAGGAGCAGGAGGGAAGAGGGCAGGGUUUGGUGGCGACGGCGUGGCGACGGCCAGGUUGGUGGUGGGCAAGGAGCAAGUUAGCAAGCGGCCGGGGCAGGGCCUGUGGGCAUCAGCAGCAACCAUACGCUGCUGUGACAGCGGCAGCACGCAAACGUGUGUGCGUGUGCUGUGUGUGCAGGUGUAUGUGCGUGAAAGUGUGCAGAUCCGCCGGGUUUAUUCGCACUCGACACUAGUUUAGUAAAGCACGUCGAUAACCGUAUGUAUGUCCACUGCUACAGGGUUGUUUGUAACCGUCGAAGAGGCCCGAAGUAAGAUCCAGCAGUUAAGCCCCGUUAAGCAGCAGCUUUCGUCAGUGAACGCGCGCAGGCGCCCUACAAAUCUAGUCUGCUUGAUCAUUUCGCGAUAGAUGCACUGGCGAUGGAGUAUGUAAAAGUUUUGGGGGCGCAAAGCGAGCGACUCGUGGCGACAGAAUCAAGUGCACGCGCGCGCAUGCAACAUGGAUGACAUUGCCUUAACAUGACUAUUACGUCUGUAAGAAGCGUUGUGA